AUGAUUUCGUUUAUUUUACUUGGUGCUCUGGCAAUACCAGUGUUUGCUGCACCUCAAGGAUAUGAAUACAGAAGACCGGCGACCGUAAUAGAUAGUUUCAACCCGCCGUGUACUCAUGCAGCGCAAAAUAUUGAGGGAGUACCAUUGGCCUUGAUCCAAUCACAAUCAGAAGGUCGGAUUGUCAACCAUAAAACAAACAAUGGGGCAAAUCAUAAUCUUGUUACAGCUGCCAGCGGCUACAGUCCCCAAUUGCAGGCUAACAUUUUACAUAACGCUCCUCCACAACAUUUUGCAAAUGGUGGAAACGGACAACAAACGUCGUCUAUUCAAAGCAAUGGAUAUUCGUUCAAUCAAGCAACUGUAGCAGCAAAUGCUCAAAAUCAUAAUUACCCAGCACCACAAUUUGCCCAAGCAUCCGCACACCAGAAUAUACAACAAGUAUCUAAUGCCGGAUCUAAUUUUGCAAACUCGGUACUGACAUCUGGUGGUAGCGAAGCGUAUACUGGAUCCUUGAUAAAUGCAGCAUAUCAUUAUCCAGGACCACAAUUUUCGCAAACUGGUAAUAAUUUAAUUAAACCCGACUAUUCGGCGACAUCAGCAUUCACACACACACAUAAUAUACAACAAGUAACUAAUGCAGGAUCGAAUUUGGCUAACUCGGUAUUGGUUUCUGGUGGUACUGAAUCACAUACUGGUUCCUUGGUUAAUGCAGCAUCCCAUCAGUCAGCAGCUCUCAACAGUGUCACAACGAAUACCAACCUAGACUUUAAUGUUGGAGCCAUAAACGGUCAAUUAGGACAUGUAAUACGUGAGACAUUUGCAAAUGCCCCAUUAGAUCCCUCAAUUGAAAAACACAUUUAUGUACAUAUUCCUCCAGAAGAUCUUGAAGAGAACAACAAUGAGAAAGUCGUAAAUCAGCAUCAACAAUUAACCCCACCUAAAAAACAUUAUAAAAUAAUUUUCAUUAAGGCUCCAUCGCAUCCGACACCCAACUACAGCCAAUUAGUAGCUGCUCCUCAAGUAGAGGAAAAAACAUUGGUUUAUGUUUUAGUGAAAAAGCCCGACGUUCCUUCAAUAGAACAAAUCCAACAAAUUCAACAGUCUUCAUACAAGUCUAGCAAGCCUGAAGUAUACUUCAUCAAAUACAAAACUCGCAAAGAUGAAAAAGAUUCCACUCAGUAUUCAAUUAAUUCACAAUAUCCAAACGAAAUAAUUGACACACAACCAACAGACACACAUUCCACUAAAAGUGAUAAUGGACUCAUUGAUAUUAGGUCUGGAGGAGAAAGUAACUCAAUAAGUACGUCUGUAUCAUAUAGUUCAUCGUCAAAUGGAGCCAACAAUUUUGAACCGAAGCAUGAACUUUACGGAGUACCAUUGCAAUAG
Calliphora vicina (urban bluebottle blowfly) is the source of this 1386-nucleotide messenger RNA. RefSeq lists its product as uncharacterized. The record is from RefSeq and is a predicted model, not a curated record. Lineage: Eukaryota; Metazoa; Arthropoda; Insecta; Diptera; Calliphoridae. The transcript has a single exon. The coding region runs from base 1 to 1386 and encodes 461 amino acids.